Molecule: messenger RNA, 321 nt
Organism: Strongylus vulgaris
Lineage: Eukaryota; Metazoa; Nematoda; Chromadorea; Rhabditida; Strongylidae
Source: the annotation of a GenBank genome assembly
AUCCAGACAGUUUCGAGGAUCAUCGAGGUUGGCCGAGAGUACCGCCUACCUCUCGUCCUAACCUUCGUUGACUAUGAGAAAGCGUAUGACAGCGCCGAGACUAACGCCAUAGUGUCAGCGCCGACGACCAAGCUUUUCCAUCGUCCCCUUAACAUACCAGAAGGGGUUUCGACAAGGCGACACCGUGUCGCCAAAGCUGUUUACUGCCGCGUUGCAGUGGGUGAUGAAUGGUAUCUCGGGCGUUCGAUGAACAUGGAGAACGAUCUGAAAGAAGAACUAAAUAGGAGACGAAGAGCAGCUUGGGCGCCUUCGGGCCCCUAA